CGCGCGCGAAGGUCGCGAGACUGGUCGGAGUAGGUUAGAGGAUCAAGCUUGAUUAGCGCUCGACGAAAAAGAUUGCUCCCUUGCAGAUCACACGUUACACAAAUAUCAGCUAUCACGAGACGUGCAAACGAGAAAAAUGGGACGCAAAUUCUUCGUUGGUGGUAAUUGGAAGAUGAACGGCACAAAGAGCGAAAUCAGUGACAUCGUCACGUUCCUGAAAACCGGUCCACUUGAUCCUAAUGUCGAGGUUGUAGUUGGCGUUCCAUCGAUAUAUCUCACGUAUGUCACCUCCAUCGUCCCUAGCAACGUUAACGUCAGUGCACAGAACACGUACAAAGUUGCUAAAGGAGCGUUUACCGGUGAAAUUAGUCCGGCUAUGCUUUUGGACAAUGGUAUUCCCUGGGUAAUCCUUGGCCAUUCCGAGCGUCGAAACAUUUUUGGCGAAACGGACGAGUUAAUUGCGGAAAAAAUUGCACAUGCUUUAGAAGCUGGAUUGAAAGUGAUUGCAUGUAUCGGUGAGAAAUUGGAGGAACGCGAAGCAGGAAAGACCGAAGAAGUAGUUUAUAGGCAAACCAAGGCAAUAGCGGAUAAAAUUAAAUCUUGGGACAACGUGGUUCUGGCUUAUGAACCAGUAUGGGCGAUCGGUACAGGUAAAACCGCAACGCCGCAACAAGCGCAAGAGGUUCAUGAAAAAUUACGAGAGUGGCUGUCCAAGAAUAUCAAACCCGAUGUCGCGCAAACUUUGCGAAUUAUCUACGGUGGUUCCGUAACAGCAGCCAACGCCAAAGACUUGGCAAAGGAAAAAGAUAUCGAUGGAUUUUUAGUUGGCGGCGCAUCAUUGAAGCCAGACUUUGUACAAAUCGUCAAUGCUCGUUGUUGAAUGUGUUGUACCUAAUUGUGUUGAUAAGCCCACAUUAGAUGAAACUUGAUCCUAUAUCCAGAUUACACGCAACAGGUUAACGCGCGGUAUCUGUUUGAGUAUACAUGAGUAGACUGUUCUGAUAAAAUGUAAUGUAACUGCAAAAAGGAGAGUUCUAUAUAUGAGUAUAUUCAUUUAUUAUAUACAUAUCUUCAUGCCAAGUUGUUCACAGUUCUUGCAACGUAGCCAUUAAAGAUUGUUGUACAUGUGAUUCUUAGGUAAUUCCUAGGUGCGAUUUUAUGUAUUUUUGGUGCAGCAAUGGAUGUAUUAUACAAGAUUAAUGGAGCGUUUAGUGCAGCUUUUGUCCUUUGGUCGAAUCAUUAAUAUAUACGAUUAAUGCAAAUUCAAACGAAAAUAUCCAAAAAUAACAAAUAAAUCAUGUAUCAAGAAGAAAAAA
This is a messenger RNA of Wasmannia auropunctata (little fire ant), 1316 nucleotides long. RefSeq names its product triosephosphate isomerase (gene Tpi). The transcript is spliced from 3 exons. Gene Ontology annotation, molecular function: triose-phosphate isomerase activity. Bases 137 to 880 code for a protein of 247 amino acids. NCBI's taxonomy places the organism in Eukaryota, Metazoa, Arthropoda, Insecta, Hymenoptera, Formicidae. The record is from RefSeq and is a predicted model, not a curated record. Gene Ontology annotation, cellular component: cytosol. Gene Ontology annotation, biological process: gluconeogenesis; glycolytic process; glyceraldehyde-3-phosphate biosynthetic process.